This is a messenger RNA of Tarenaya hassleriana, 1161 nucleotides long. Its product is annotated as lon protease 2. The transcript has a single exon. The record is from RefSeq and is a predicted model, not a curated record. The coding region runs from base 107 to 967 and encodes 286 amino acids. Lineage: Eukaryota; Viridiplantae; Streptophyta; Magnoliopsida; Brassicales; Cleomaceae.
GGAAAGAGGUUUAAAAUAAUUUAGUUUAUUUAUUUUUAUUCAAAUAAAUAAGGAAUUAAAAUUUUAUCGAUUUUUCAGUCUCUCGUGGCUUCGGAUUUCCCCUGCAAUGGCGCUGCUUCAUACAGUCUCUUCGCCUUCUUCUUCGUCGUCUCUCACUCCGACUUCUUCCUUUAAAACCUUCUUCAAUCCUGGAUCUGUUCCUCUGCCGUCUCCGUUGCUGUUGCCGUUGAUUCGUCAGAGUUUCAGCCGCCGGCGAUGCAAACUCGCUUCCUUCCGGUGCUCGUCGUCGUCGUUCUCCGAGAAGCACCACAACGCGAAUCCGGCUAAGUCCGAUGACGUCACCGAGCUUCCUCUCUUCCCUCUCCCACUCGUUCUCUUCCCUGGCGCGAUCCUCCCGCUCCAGAUCUUCGAAUUCCGGUAUCGAAUCAUGAUGCACACCCUCCUACAGACCGAUCUCCGGUUCGGCGUCGUCUACUCCGACGCCGUAUCCGGAUCCGCCGCCGAGGUCGGUUGUGUCGGCGAGGUCGUCAAGCACGAGCGGCUGGUGGACGACCGAUUCUUCCUCAUCUGCAAGGGUCAGGAGCGGUUCCGUGUUACAAAUCUCGUCCGCACGAAACCCUACCUCAUCGCGGAGGUGACGUGGCUCGAGGACCGGCCAUCGGGGGAGGAGAAUCUGGAAUCCCUGUCGAACGAGGUGGAGGUUCUGAUGAAGGAGGUGAUUCGAUUGUCGAACAGAUUGAAUGGAAAACCGGAGAAGGAGGUGCAGGAUUUGAGGAGGAACCAGUUCCCGACGCCGUUCUCGUUCUUCGUCGGGAGCACGUUCGAAGGAGCCCCAAGGGAGCAACAGGCAUUGCUGGAGCUCGAGGACACGGCGGCGAGGUUGAAGAGGGAGAGGGAGACGUUGAGGAAUACGCUCAAUUACUUGACCGCUGCUUCUGCAGUGAAGGAUGUCUUCCCAUCGUCUUAGCACUUAUUCGGUAUAUAGAAUUUCUGUUUGCUAUUUUCUACGUUAUUUGAGUAAUUGAAUACACAAAAUUUUAUAAAACUGUAUAAAGUUUGUAAGAUGGAAUCAUUGUAGAUUACAGUAGUUUUUGGUGAUAUUAGAUGUUGGGUAUUGGAUAGGAUUGUGGAUCAAAGGAUCAUGGAAAAGGGUUGCUUUCU